AUGGACCCUGAGUUUUAUUAUCCUGAGGAUCACAAGUCAUGCUGGGCUGGAGAUCCCUACAUGCUUAAACAGACAAAAGGCUACGAGUGCCAAGCUAGGACCGUUAGUAUCAGGUUGCUCUUACCAGGUUUUAGACAUCCCUGGAUUAAUCGAGAAGUUCCUCGCUGUAUCCCCAGGUUUCAGUUUUUUGAGUUGGGAGAUCUUGAUGGCGGAGACAAUCAGGCUCAAGGGUUCAAGUCUGCUCGUGACCUCUAUGUCUACCUCAAGGAGUCUCAAGGUGACGGAUGCAGUAGUCCGCAGAUCCGCAGACGAUUGUUUGUUCUGGAAGAUAUAGAUCCGAGAUUUGCGGAGGUGCUGGGAGUUAUGCUUAACGUUCCUGCCGUUUUCUUUGUGGCUCACUGUAAUGAUUAUGAUAAUCUUAGCGUGGUGGAUAAUACAUAUGCUAAGAAAAAUAACUCAAGAUACUGGAAAAUGCCGGUGCCACAAAGGCGUGUUAUACCUGAUACUAUACAAGAGGGUGGUCCAGUUCAGAUUUUGACGGGAAAUAUUGUCCGUAGAUGUAUUGUCCGUAGAUGGAAUAUGGAAAACUUGGUGGCAAACGGUAUCAAGAGUUACCAUAGUCAUGUAUCAUACUGGGGACAAGACCAUGGUGAAGGUUCGUGGACUGCGAUUCUACUCGUUGACCCUCAGCGCGCCUACCUUUUACCCGAAAAACAAAGUUCGAGUAACCUUGCCGAAAAUGUCACCUAUCUCGAGAACAUAGUGGUAAAUGAACCCGAGAUUCUAAGGACAAUUACGCAUGUUAUGGUAGAUCCACUCAGCACUAAUCUGACUAGUCUGAACGAAAAAUCCAUUUACGAUUUCCUCGUAAAAGCACAUCAGAGCCGCGACAUCACAUAUACCAAUGAUCCCUUCUCAGCCACCAUAUGUGCACGCAAUUUCAUAUGCGCGGUGCUAGAAGCAUGGAGCGCUCUUCACAGCGGGAUGGCGGAUAAAAUGAGUUGGGAAAAUAUAGACCGAGAAGAUGACUCGCUUGAAGCUAUGCAGCAGCAGGAUCGUAGGAUCAUUGAAAGAUACCAGAAGUUGAUUGAUCAAAGGCACAAUAUCAAGGUUGCGACAUGGAUAGUCAAGAAAACCCGUUGGGCAUUCCGCGAUAACGAGUGCAAUCAUUACCCAGGCGAGAGCGAAAACACGACCCAGGCAAGGAACACAACACAGAACGAAAGACAAGGUGACACAUUAAAGCGACUAGAGGAAAACCUAACAGAGAUACGAUUAAACAUCAGCCAGCACAUAGACGAAUAUUUCCAACGAGCAGCCCUAAGCGACUCCUACGCAAGCAAUAUUUUAACCUUAGCAACAAAUCGACAAACAACCGCCGCGAACAGACAAGCACGAAGCGCAAGCCAACUAACCAAAAUCGCAACACGGGCGAGAAACUUUUUCCGGUCUAUUGGGCGAUUUUUUGCCGAUGACGGUGGUGCUGUUGGCUUGGGUGUUGUAUGGGGAUAUUUUGGUGGUGCUGAGGAUGCUGAGGGCUUUUGUGGUGGGAAAUCAAGGUUCUGGUAUCUUGGCGAGUGA
Molecule: messenger RNA, 1581 nt
Organism: Sclerotinia borealis F-4128
Lineage: Eukaryota; Fungi; Ascomycota; Leotiomycetes; Helotiales; Sclerotiniaceae
Source: the annotation of a GenBank genome assembly